Molecule: messenger RNA, 888 nt
Organism: Entamoeba invadens IP1
Lineage: Eukaryota; Evosea; Mastigamoebida; Endamoebidae
Product: dimethyladenosine transferase, putative
Exons: 1
Coding region: 1-888 (295 amino acids)
Biological process (GO): rRNA methylation
Cellular component (GO): mitochondrial matrix
Molecular function (GO): rRNA (adenine-N6,N6-)-dimethyltransferase activity
Source: RefSeq, a predicted model, not a curated record
AUGAGUGACUCAGUCGGAACGAACAUCUUCCAAUUUCACAAAUCGGAAGGGCAGCACAUAUUAAAGAACCCGAUGAUUGCACAGCAAAUAGUCGAUGCAGCUGAGAUCAGACGUACAGACGUGGUCUUAGAAAUUGGGCCGGGGACGGGGAACUUAACCAUGAAAAUCUUGCCGCAGUGCAAAAAGUUGAUAGCUAUAGAGAUAGAUCCGCGUAUGGCUGCUGAAUUAAAGAAACGAGUGUCGAUCACUCCUUACGUGAAGAAGAUAGAAAUCAUCACGGGAGACUUUUUAAAGGUCGACUUGCCUUACUUUGAUGUCUGUGUCUCGAACACGCCAUAUUCCAUCUCAAGUCCUCUUGUCUUUAAAUUAUUGAACCAUCGCCCACAAUUCCGAUCCGCCGUUCUCAUGUUCCAACGAGAAUUUGCUCUUCGACUUGUCGCAACACCGGAAGACCCACUUUAUUGUCGACUCACCGUUAACACACAUCUCCUGGCUGACAUCUAUCACGUCAUGAAAGUCGGAAGAAACAACUUUAAACCACCCCCUAAAGUCGAAUCAUCCGUCGUCAGAAUGGUCCCCGUUAAACCAGCACCUCAAAUCAAUUUGGUCGAAUUCGACGGGUUUUUGAGAAUCUGCUUCUUGAGGAAACAUAAAACUCUGAAAAGUCUUUUCACAAUCACUUCAGUCGUUGAAACUAUGAAACGGAAUUUGGAAGCAGUGUGUAAGAUGAGAAAACUCGAAUUCGAUAAGGACAAAGAUGUCAAAAAUGAAAUGCUCGAGAUUUUAAGGGAAAUGGGGAUGGACCAAAGAAGAUCAGUCACUAUGACUCUUGACGAGUUCUUGGAACUCAUUUUGGCGUUUAUGAGGAAAAAUUAUCACUUCUGCUAA